Rhodotorula toruloides NP11 is the source of this 1992-nucleotide messenger RNA. RefSeq lists its product as uncharacterized. NCBI's taxonomy places the organism in Eukaryota, Fungi, Basidiomycota, Microbotryomycetes, Sporidiobolales, Sporidiobolaceae. Bases 1 to 1992 code for a protein of 663 amino acids. The transcript is spliced from 2 exons. The record is from RefSeq and is a predicted model, not a curated record.
AUGGCGGGACCUCCGGAACCGCCUCCCUCCUUGACCUCGGAUCGCGACGCCUUGCCGUUCCCUCCACCUCCCCAACCCCUCGAGAACGCCUACGACAGCCCUCAGCUUCAGCGACUCUCGCCUCGACGCCCUCUGCCUUCCCUCCCAACCGGCCCUCGGUUCGUCCCUCUUCACACCGUACCUCCAGCACCGCCGAGCCUUGGAAAGGGCAAAGGCCGAGCGAGCGAGGAGGAUGUGACGGCGGAAGAGGAGAAGCGCGCUAUUGCGAGGACAAGGGGACUGGACGACCUGCUCGAGCGCGAAAGGGAGGAGGCGGAUGCGGUCGGCUUACUCUCGCCGGCGACGACCGACUUGCCCGCGUACCCUGCUGUCUCGCAAGCUGCAUUACAGCGACAUGCGAGCACGAGCAAGCGGCUGUUGAUGUCGUUGCCGGAGGAGGGCGAGCGGGAGAACGAGAAGGCGCUUGCGGCCGUCGAGGAGGUUCGGCGGCUGGCCAACGAGGACACGGCGCGGCAAGUCGAUGCCGAUAUGAUGGGGUCGAAGGCACGUCUGGCUCGCGAAGCCGAUGAAGAGGAGCAGUCGCGUCUCGCGCAGAGCCGGACGGCGGAAGCAGCGGCGUUGGAGAAGCGAAUGGAGGAGCAGCUGCGACUGGAGGAUAUCGACGGAAUGGACGACCCUCCCCCGCCGAUCACGCCGGACGAUGAAAGAGGCGGGAUGCUGCCGUUGACGGACACGAAGAAGCGGCUUGACGAACCUGCUGAGGUCCGAGCGACUGGUCCGGUUGCGCCGCGUCCCGCGUCCUAUCGCCUUCCGCCUCCGCCUGUCGCCGUCUCGGCAGAAGCAGCCUAUCCUCCCACCGUCUCGCAGAGCCGCUUUCUCGAGCCGCAAAAUCCCAUGCGUCCCCCGCUGCAUCCUGCGCAAACAGCUGCUCCCGCAGCUUUGGCUCGACAUGCGACCACAACGGAGCUGCCAACACCAGUAGCGGUCCUUCCUUCGUCGCACGAAACGUCCAUCAUCUCUUCGGCGCCUGGUCGCCUACCAUCCAUGCUCGCGGCGAGCGAACCCCUAUGCGCGCCGCCUCUACCGCGACAUCGCUCGUUGGGUCCCGCAGCGUCCUUCUACAGCACAGGGCUCGGGUUAGCGGACCCGACCCGCUCCUCCACCUUGACAGCAUCGGUACGCCAGCGACAGCCCAGCAUGAUCCUCUCAGAACCUUUUUUGGGUCAAGAGCCGCUUACAACGGCCGACAUCGCUCUCACUACGUCGCAUCAACGCGGCCUCAGCUGGUCCGAGUCUUCUGCACUACCGCAUCCCGCCUCAUUUGCGAUACCGCCCGCACCGACGAUUCCCGCUCAUCUACCUGUGGCGGCGGUCACCCAGGCACUGCCGCCCACUUCGACGUUUUCGGAGUUUGGCGCUGUUCAGCUUCCUUACCGCUCGUCUUCCUCGACGCCGGCACUCGUCCAUCACCCAGCACAAACCGUUGCCGCUCCGCAAACUCCUUCACCCUCGUUCCAAUCUGCGGUUCAGCCUACACCCGCUUUCUAUACCGCCGUCACGCCUGGCGGACCCCUCCUUCCCUUCUACGCCUCUGCUUCGGCAAGCCCGGGCGGCCCGACCUCGUAUUAUACACCUCUCGGUGCCACGGCCCUCCCGCCCAAUCGCAUACAUGCCGCCUCACUUCCGCCACCUCCCGCUCAACCAGUCUUCGCCUCACUCCCUCCGCCUCCUCAACCUGUCACCUUCCCUUCCCUCGCCCCACCGCCACAACACCUACACCCCGUCGUGUCGCCGCCUCUGCUCCACCCGCAUAGAAGUGCCUCGGCACACGACUUGCGCCCAUCAUCCCGGUCGUCAAGCAUCUCCCCUUCUUUGCUCGGGGAACGGACGCCACCCAAGCCAGCUCGUGCGGCGAGGAUGAGUACGAUUAGGAAUCUGUUCGGGAAGAAGGGUGGAAAUGGAGCAGGCCUAGGGGAGAUGCCGGAGGAGUGA